CUGUCAAGUUGUCAUUAAUAAUAGUUCAUAGAUAUAAACUUAAUAAUAUAAUAAAUUAGACUUAUAAGAAAAUUUUAUAUAAGACCUUCGUGAUGGCUUCGCGUGAAAUAGAAGACACGCAUAAGUAUCUCCUGUCCAAACUGUUGCUGGAAUCGGGCUUGGAGUGUGUCACGUCAGCUCAGGACACGCCAGCCUCGACGUCCAGCUCGGGGGAAGACGAACAGAGAGAGGCACCGGAAACAGUGGAAGAAGAAUUAAAAGAUGAGACAAUUAAAGAGGAAACUCAAGAGUAUGAAAUCGAGGAGAUUAUUGAGGAGGAACCUGAGAUAUUCCCAACACCGUCAUUGAGGAGGCUCUUACCUGACAAGAUUAGAAGAAUUCAGGAGCACAAUAGCAUCCACGUGCUGCCAGAAGAGUUCAAAGCGGACAUCGACCCCACCGCCAUACCAAAAAUAGCCACAACAGCUCAGCAGAAAUAUAUAGAUAUCUUGGCUUCAAUCACUGGCUGUAGUCGAUAUAAGAAGAGUCUGGCUGAAUACUGGUUUCUGGACACUUUGGCCAAUCUGUUAAGACGAGCGCAGGAGGAUGAAAUGAAUAGAGCGUCCCAGGCUGUAUUAAUUCUGUGGUUUUGCGAGUGGAUGAAAGAAAUGCAGCACUUCGAUGCCGCUGACAGGCGUCGUAUGCUCAGGAGAUUCCAGGAUAACAUACUGGCAGCGGCGCGGUUUAUAGCGGAAGAGGACUAUCUGCCGACGCCGCAAAUGGCUGGAGUCGUUUAUAAAUCGCCGGAAGAGGAUUUAGAGAAAAAGUCAGUGAGUCGCACAGACCCGGACUCUAAACACCUGGUGACGUUCGAGGGAGCGGCGUACGAGUGUUCGUUGAGGGAUCUAACACACAUUAUACAUUAUAUUUAUGAUCUUUUCAGCACCGACUAUCAGUACAAUCUAGUACGUUCCGUGUUCACGUUCAAGCCGGAGUACUGCCUCAUCGACACUCCUCACCAGAUACGCAAUCCGAAGAGACUAUUCGCUCCCCUCAAACUGAAGCCCAAGAAGGAGCCGAAGUCGCCGAAAAAAGACAAACCUCCAGCAGGUAAAGGAAAGAGGAAAGAUGUCGACACAGAGGAGUACCUGGCUCUGUUGGAGCUCCGCGCCAGAGACGAGCGCGAGCAGGACGCUCUGGAGGAACAGGCUCGUGAGUCGUGGCAUCGGCGGUGUCACAUCCUGCCGCUAGCCUUCGCGGCUGAUGACCAGUUCUUUGACAAGUACUGGCCGCCGCCGCCCGUGGAGCCGGAGCCGGAGCCGGAGCCCGAGGUGAAAGGCAAGAAGAAAGGCAAGAAGUGAUGACUCGCUAUUCGAGGAAACAAAGGCGUUACGAUUAAUGUUAGCUAAUCAUUUCGUUACAUAUCUUUAAAAAAAAGCUGUCACUCCUCUGUCUAAAUAAAGGUGUUUGGGUAACUUUUUGAAUGUCGUAAUAAUACAAUUCCGCUAAAUGUAUUAUUUUAUUUUAUAUUGCUUAUUUAUCAAUAAAUUGACAAAAAAAAAUAUCACUUAAUGAGACGGUGACGGUGAGAAGUAAUUUUUUUGUUCUCGGUUCAAGUUUUCUAUUCAAUCAUCAAUGCGAAAUAUUUAAGUCGCACUGAACUCACAACACAAA
This is a messenger RNA of Danaus plexippus (monarch butterfly), 1653 nucleotides long. RefSeq lists its product as uncharacterized. The record is from RefSeq and is a predicted model, not a curated record. Lineage: Eukaryota; Metazoa; Arthropoda; Insecta; Lepidoptera; Nymphalidae. The coding region runs from base 93 to 1340 and encodes 415 amino acids. The transcript has 6 exons.